This is a messenger RNA of Rhizopus microsporus ATCC 52813, 1575 nucleotides long. RefSeq names its product seven-hairpin glycosidase. The coding region runs from base 1 to 1575 and encodes 524 amino acids. Gene Ontology annotation, molecular function: mannosyl-oligosaccharide 1,2-alpha-mannosidase activity; calcium ion binding. Lineage: Eukaryota; Fungi; Mucoromycota; Mucoromycetes; Mucorales; Rhizopodaceae. Gene Ontology annotation, biological process: carbohydrate metabolic process; N-glycan processing. Gene Ontology annotation, cellular component: endoplasmic reticulum; Golgi membrane. The record is from RefSeq and is a predicted model, not a curated record. The transcript has 9 exons.
AUGUUACUUUACUCAUCUUCUUUUAUUUCAUUUGCGGUCUUGUUAACAGCAACAGGUAUAUCUGCUGCCAGUUUAAGAAAAGACCUGUCGUCUGUCUGCGCUGCUUCCAACCCAAGAGCACAAAGAGUGAAAGAAUCUUUUAUAUAUGCUUUGGAUGGUUACAAAAAGUGUUCAUGGGGUCAUGAUGAAACCUUGCCGGUAACCUGUCAAUUCUCUGACUCAAGAAAUGGCUGGGGAGCUACUCUCGUUGAUGGUUUAGAUACUAUGCUCAUCAUGGGUUUGGAAGAUCAAUACGAGGAGAGCUUAGAUUUUUUAAGGACGGUGGACUUUACGGUAUCCAAAACGCCUUCUAAGGGAUUCGAGACCAAUAUUCGGUACCUUGGAGGCUUGCUAGCAGCAAACGAUUUGGAACCCAAUCCUUUGCUUGUAGAAAAGGCUGUUCAACUCGCGGAUGCUGCAUUGGUUCCUCUAUUUGUUGAAACCAAGAAAGGUACUAAAGUGAAGGUGCCCUAUACUAACAUGGACCUAGAGACUGGCGAGCCUAUCCCUGAUAAAGAGAUCAAUCUUGCUGAAUUUGGAACAUAUACUAUGGAGUUCACUCGAUUAUCCCAAGUUACUGGAGAUCCAAAGUAUGAAAAGCUUGCUAUGGACCUUGUACGCGCUGCUAUUGAACAGCCUACAAAGAUCCCUGGUUUAUUCCCAAACACGUGGAGUGUCGAUCCUUUUGAACCUGUCCAGUCUAGUCUUAUUAAUGUUGCCGGCGGUGGCGAUAGUUUCUAUGAGUAUCUGAUAAAGAACUACCUCUUGCAAGAAAAAAAGGACGAGAGUUUAUUUGAAACAUGGCAAGACUCUGUUGAAAGCAUGGAAGAAUAUAUGCUUUCACCAACAGCUGAGGACCCCUCUAUUCAGUUUGUAUCAAUGAUCAGUAACAGCUCUGUCUAUUAUGUCUCGCAAGAACUGAUUUGCUUUUGGCCAGGCAACAUCUUAUUAGGUGCAAGCCAACUUGAGAAUCAUUACAAGAAGAGAAAAUAUAGAAAAUUCGCCGACACCUUUUUAAAGUCGUGUGUUGAAACUUGGUUAAAGACCAAAACAGGCAUUUCUCCUGAAAGUUGGAGAUGGACACCCAAGGAUAAAAGUUUGGAGACAAAGCUCAAUACAUUGUUUGAUAACACGUUAAAGAGUGCACACCCUGAUGAAUCUCAAAAGUUUAAGCAUGACUCUCAGAGACCGUUCACUAUUGAUAACGCUAUUUAUGAUUUACGCCCAGAAACAAUUGAAAGUAUCUUUUAUUACUAUCGUCUCACAGGAAAUCAAUAUUUCCAGGACCUUGCAUGGAAACUAUAUUUGGCUAUUGAAAAAUACACCAAGACAAAGUAUGGAUAUACAGCUAUUCAUAAUGUAGAUGAGGCACCUUCUCCAUUAGAAAAUUUCCAAGAAAGUUUUCUGUUUGCUGAGACCUUAAAAUAUCUCUAUCUUAUUUUUGCCAGUGAAGAUUGCAUCUCUCUGGAUGAAUAUGUGUUCAAUACCGAAGCUCAUCCUUUCAAGUUACCUCAACCCAUUUCAUAUCAACUUUAA